Gasterosteus aculeatus aculeatus (three-spined stickleback) is the source of this 935-nucleotide messenger RNA. It is a transcript of the gene ten1, whose product is annotated as TEN1 subunit of CST complex. Gene Ontology annotation, biological process: negative regulation of telomere maintenance via telomerase. The record is from RefSeq and is a predicted model, not a curated record. Gene Ontology annotation, molecular function: single-stranded DNA binding; telomeric repeat DNA binding; telomerase inhibitor activity. NCBI's taxonomy places the organism in Eukaryota, Metazoa, Chordata, Actinopteri, Perciformes, Gasterosteidae. Gene Ontology annotation, cellular component: CST complex.
ACACAACCCGGUAGUAGCGGCAGAUCAGCGGCAGUAAACGUGCUUUCAAAAGUCCUUUUUCACUACUUGCUGCAGUUGAAUUAUUUUGGAUUUCUCUCCCCUCUGACGUCAUGCUUCCCGCACCUGCAGUGUUUCAUUUCCCCUGGGAAGUAAACUCCGGAGAGGUGCAGGAAGGAGAAUCAGUGAGGGUGUUUGGCAGACUUGUCUGCUAUCAGCCUGAGGAGUCCAGGGCGACGCUGUCAGCUCAGCAUGCUUCAAAAGAGCACCGCGUGGCAGUCCACACUCUGUUUGUGGAGCCUUUUAACCCAAUCAUUGGGGCCCAGUAUUUAGUUCUGGGUGAGAUUGAAAAGGCAGAGGGGGUUGGUGCAGUGAUCCGUGCUCGUGUGCUGAACUGCGUUGACGGAGUCAACGUUGCCCUUCUACAGAACGCCAUCAACGAGCAAAGGAGCUUCUUCAUUGAGAGGGAGCAAACCAGCGACGAUGCACAUGCAACCUGAACAGGCGGCCCGAUGAGCAUCGAGCCUGCAGCCGUGUCUCUGCGGCUGUUUGCAAUGGAGGGAUGUGUGAACUCAAGUGAACUUGAAGAGCGUUUGGUUGACUACGUUGUGUAUCUCUGAUUUGAAAGUUAUAGCUGAGUAUGACCAGUUCUAACAUUGUCAAUGUCAUUUUUGGUCCCAUAUCAUUCAAAAACGCUUUAAAAGGGAACAAAAGUACUGUAUGGGCCACUUGCUUUUUAUGAACACUACACUAUGGGAAUAUGGAUUGAAAUGCAACCCUUUUGAGUUAUUUGUACGUUGUAGAUCUAUUACAUCCCCUAUUGGAUACGGCAUGCAUACUGCAUACUGGUUCUAACCAUAUUAAUUAAAAUGAAAUAUUCUAUGCCUGUAUCCAAUACAAGUAACGGCCACAAAAUGAAUAAACACCAAUGCGUGUUU